Molecule: messenger RNA, 547 nt
Organism: Opisthorchis viverrini
Lineage: Eukaryota; Metazoa; Platyhelminthes; Trematoda; Opisthorchiida; Opisthorchiidae
Exons: 2
Coding region: 21-422 (133 amino acids)
Molecular function (GO): protein binding
Source: RefSeq, a predicted model, not a curated record
AUGCCCUGAUAGCCUGUUCAAUGGUUAAUCGCGCAUGGUUCCGCGCUGCCCGACAUCCGGAAUUGUACAGAAGGUUGUGUCAACUGCCUGAAUGGUCUCCACCGUUGCUCGACAGGCAGUUGUUUCCGUUCGGUUGUGCUGUUGAUACUGAAGCAGCUCCGUCUACCGGGCAAUCGAGUGACUCAAUCGCAUCUUUAUUGAUAAAUUCUGGGAACGCUUCGGUUGAUUGGUUUGGGAUUUUCCAAAAACGCUCUCGACUGCGCCGGAAUUGGUUGCUGGGCCGACAUAGGAUGCGUCGGUUUACUGGCCAUAAUGAAGGUAAUGGCGUCGGUCUCUUUUGCCCCGUUUCUCAAUGCACUAAGAGUCAGGCAUGGAUUGAUUCAUAUGUCUCACAACACACCUUGGUUUGCCAUCCUGGUUGAGCCGCACUUCUACGCUGCUGGUUUUUCGGAAGAUGUACUCAUCUGACUGCUUUCUUUUACGUUAUCGUAUUUCACUUGAUUUAACUCAACACUACUAACACCACACGAACUGAUAUCUACUGUUU